Sitodiplosis mosellana (orange wheat blossom midge) is the source of this 5340-nucleotide messenger RNA. RefSeq lists its product as uncharacterized. Gene Ontology annotation, biological process: DNA integration. Gene Ontology annotation, molecular function: nucleic acid binding. Bases 1 to 5340 code for a protein of 1779 amino acids. Lineage: Eukaryota; Metazoa; Arthropoda; Insecta; Diptera; Cecidomyiidae. The transcript has a single exon. The record is from RefSeq and is a predicted model, not a curated record.
AUGUCGAAGUUGGAUAAGCUUUUAUCAAUCAGGUUAAGAACCAUCGGUGAUUUUGAUCACCAUAAUGAGGAAUUAAAAAAGUUUACAGCAACGAGCAGCGUCACUGCCAUUUCAUAUCGAAUGAUUGCUUUCGAAAAAACUUAUAAGGAAUUCGUGGAUGUCACCGAAGAGUUAGAAAAGGUUGCAGCUUUUCACGAGCACGAUCAAUACGCAGCAGUCAUAGCAGCAAAUAGGAAAGUAUUGGAUAAGUAUUUAGAGGCCAAACUGUUCGUAUCACAGUUGUUGCCAGACGAUGAAGUAAACACUUCUUUGAACUCUUCAUUUUUUCCACAACUACCACGAUGUUAUGCUGAAACAACCGAAAAUCAGGCUCAGUCUAAUUCAAACAAGGGACUCGGCCUGAAACUGCCAAGCAUUCAGCUUACACCCUUUGACGGUAAACAUGAAAAAUGGCCCGAAUUUAAAGAUUUAUUUCUAUCUAUCAUGAAAAAAUACAAGGGUGACGAUGUAGAAAAACUCACACAUCUCCGAAAUUUUCUCCGAGGGGAAGCCUUAGAGACAAUUGCAUAUCUCGGAGUUAAAAAUGGCAGCUAUGAAACUGCAUUGGAAGUUUUAACAAAAACUUAUGAAAGUAAAGAUGCCAUCAUCGAUGCUCAUUUACGAAACUUUGUCGAUCUGCCUCAAAUCACGGACGCCGUACCAUCAAGUAUACGGCAGGCAAUUACAACAACACAAACUUGUUUAGCAUCGAUAAAAUCAUUCGAAAUUAUGACUGAGACAUGGGACACCAUAAUUGUGUUUCUCUUGAAGGAUAAAUUUAGUCAUGACAUUCGUAACAAAUGGGAAGAAGAACGAAAAGGCUCGCAUGAACCAGCAACCAAGAAGGAAUUGUUAGACUUCUUGGACAUCCGUUACCGAAUCAGUCUAAGAGCUGCUACACGGAAACCACCAUCAAAACCAAACACCGACACGAAACGAAAUGUCAAGACGUUUACACUGACUGAUGGAGAGAAUAGUUUUGUCAAGAAUGACAAUCAAAGGUACGAAGACGAGUAUCAUCAAACAGAAAUCACAACAGAUGAAACAGAUGAAUCCAUUCUACACAAUCGACGAACAGAAAUUUGUGGCAUCUGUGAGGAAGCACAUCGUGUCUUCACGUGCCCAAAACUCACACAGAAUGCAGCAGACACACUGCAAUUGGUAAAAGACAAAGGUCUGUGUACAAAUUGUCUUUAUAAACACGAUGUAACUACGUGUACAUCGAAAUUUACGUGCAAAAAAUGUCAAACCAAACAUCACACAUUAUUACAUGACGCAUUUCAAGACGCUAAUUUUCACACACUUCGUGUAAACCAUGCGGAUAACAUAGCGAUUCAUAGAAAACAUGCACUUUUAGCUACGGCACUUGUACCAAUCUACUCAAAUGGUGGAUUCAUCAAUUUACGAGCACUCAUUGAUCCAGGUUCAACUGCAAAUUUAUUAAGUGAAAGAGGAGCACAGCUCAUACGAUGUACUCGACAACGGAUCAGUGGUGUACCAAUGUUUGGUGUCUGUGGAACCCAAACUGGGAUGGCAUCAUAUAAAACUACGAUUCAAUUAAGUUCAUUACAUCAACAAGACUUGCAAUUAUCCAUUGAUACAUACAUUACAAAUCACGUCACUUCGGUGCGACGAGUAUCAGCAGCAUCUGCAAGUGGAUGGACGCAUUUGGACGGCUUGCAAUUGGCCGAUCCAACUUUCCUUGAAGCGGGCAACAUUGACCUACUGAUCGGAGUUGAUACAUAUGCCGAAUUAAUUGAAAGUGGUUUGAUUAAAGGUCAAAGGGGACAACCCAUCGCACAAAAAACAAAAUUAGGUUGGAUUCUUAGUGGUGUUUAUGAAUCAGAAGAAUACAUAAAUCUCAAUAGACUCAUGGAUCUGACAGAAGAACCAACACCUCCGGAGGAUCACCUUCGGAUCCACAUAAUUACCAAUGAAGAUCUCGCCACUCAAAUCAAAGCAUUUUGGGAAAUAGAAGAAAUUACGCCUAUAAAACAUUGGUCAGAGGAAGAGCAAGCUUGCGAGGACUUUUUCGUUAAAACAACAAAAAGAGCAAAUGAUGGCAAGCUUGUAAUGAGGUUACCGUUCAACAUGGAUGUAAAUUCAACAAAUUUUUUAGGUGAAUCAAAGGAGAGAGCUCUAAACCGUUUCAAGGAUUUGGAAAAACGCUUCGCCCGAAAUCCAACAUUAAAAGAGGAAUAUGUCAAAUGCAUCAAUGAGUACAUUGAAUUGGGACAUGCCGUAGAAGUUCCAAUGUCACGAUAUAAACAUAUCAUCCCACAUCAUUCAGUAUUUAAGGAAAGCAGUACGACAACAAAAUGCCGAGUGGUUUAUGAUGCGUCGGCGAAAACAACAAACGGAUUUUCAUUAAACAAUCGUUUGCCGAUUGGUCCACCCAUUUUGGAAGACAUUUGGUCAGUCUUACUACGAUGGCGUCUCGGCCAGAUUGCAAUUACUGCCGAUAUAGAAAAAAUGUAUAGGCAAUUUUGGAUCCAUGAAGACGACGCACAGUAUCAACAAAUAUUGUGGCGCAACGAUCCAUCGGAAGAGUUGAAACUAUAUGAAUUACGAACAGUCACCUUCGGUACAGGCAUUGCACCCUUUCUAGCAAUCCGUGGCUUGCACUACAUUGCUGAUGCAAUUGCAUCAGAAUAUCCAGACUUGGAAUAUACUAUCAAGAAAUGUUUUUAUGUUGAUGACUGUUUAAAGGCAGUAGAUUCACCGAUGGAAGCCAUCCAGGUGAAGGAAGAGCUAACCAAGAUUUUUGCAUCAUUUGGACUUAAUCUAAGAAAGUGGAAUUCGAACGCUCCCGAAUUACUUUUGGACGAAGUGGUCGAUGUGAAAACUCACCCAACAAAUACCACAACACCUUUGGGGAUGCAAUGGAACACCACAACUGAUCAUUUAAGCUUCAAACUCACACUCAAACCGUCUGAGAAGAUAACGAAACGGACCAUUUUGUCAAACAUAUCAUCACUUUAUGACCCAAUGGGUCUGUUAGCACCAUUGAUCAUCAGAGCCAAGGCAUUUAUGCAGAGACUAUGGUUGGCACAAGUUGGUUGGGAUGACAAAAUCUCAGAUGAAUUAACACAAGAAUGGCAAACAGUGAAAACAUCAUUGACAUUAGCAUCACACAUCUCAAUACCUCGGUGGAUAGGCUUUCGUCGAGAAAACAAACACGUGUCACUACACGGGUUUUGUGAUGCUUCUGAACAAGCUUAUACGGCCGCAUUAUACCUCCGUACAGUUCUCAUGGAUGAUACGGUGGAAGUCCACUUAAUGACAGCCAAAACAAGAGUGGCACCAACUAAGAAAAUGUCAAUUCCACGCCUUGAAUUGACGGCAGCACAUCUAUUGGCCAAGCUAAUAACAAAAUUUAAAGCUGACAUCGCCAUUCCGGAGAUGCAUUUUUAUGCAUGGACUGAUUCUGCAGUCACAUUAGCUUGGAUAUCAACACCCGCACACAAAUUAAAGACGUUUGUAGCCAACCGCGUGUCCGAAAUCCAAGAGCAAAUUCCAGCCGAUUGUUGGAGAUACGUAAAAUCGGCUCAGAAUCCAGCAGAUUGUGCAACACGAUGCAACACUACAAAUGAAAUAAUUUCACUAACAAAAUGGUGGAAUGGCCCUUCAUUUUUGUCAGACGAACCAGAUACAUGGCCAACGGUUCCGCAGCAUAUGCUUUCAACUAAAAGGGUACUCGAAAUGCGUCCAACAAUUAUGCACCAACAAGCAAAGGAGCCACAAAAGGAGAAUAGUUUUUUGUUGAAACAUUCAGACCUCUAUAAACUGCUACGUCUUACGGCAUAUUGCACUCGCUUUCUAAAAUCAAAUCGAAGGUUCCAGGGACAACCAAUUCCAUCGCCAAUCGAGAUUAUGCAUGCCAAAAAUCGAUGGAUUCGUAUGAUCCAGAGCAUGUAUUACCCCGAAGAACAGAAAUGUCUAGUAAAAGGGAAGCCGGUUCAUGCAAAGAGCCCAUUAGCAUCGCUUACUCCCACUAUUGAUACAGAUGGUAUCAUUCGAGUACAAGGUAGACUGCGGAAUGCACUCUUACCAUAUACAACCAAGCACCCAGUAAUUUUGCCAGCUGAAAGUCAUUUUACGACAUUAAUAAUUCGUCAUGCCCACAAUCUGGCCUUACAUGGAGGGUUACAACUCACAUUGAGAACCAUUAGGGACGAAUUUUGGAUCACUCGAGGCAAAGUAACGGUCAAACGCGAACUCGCUAAAUGCAUGGUGUGUUUCAGAUAUCGCUGCCGGCCCGGACAGCAACAAAUGGCGGACUUAUUGGCGCCACAAGUACAGCCAAAUAGACCAUUCAGCCACACUGGAAUAGAUUUCGCUGGUUAUUUUGAAGUAAAAACAUCAACCAGAAAGAAUGCACCUUUCAUUAAGUGUUACAUAUCAUUGUUCGUUUGUUUAACAACAAAGGCGCUACAUUUAGAACUAGCCCACGACCUAUCAACAACAGCCUUUAUUGCGGCACUAAAUCGAUUUACAGCACGACGCGGAAUUCCCAAUGAAAUGUAUAGUGACAGGGGGACAAACUUCACUGGUGCAGCAAAAGAACUGCCAAAUUUAUGGUACCAGGAAGAGACCAAAGAGAGCCAACUCAUCCAACAAGAAUGUGCCAACAAAGGGAUCACAUGGCAUUUCAACCCAGCCCGUGCUAGUCAUUUUGGUGGACUAUGGGAGGCAGGUGUGAAAUCUGUAAAAACUCACCUGCACAGAAUCUUGAAGGAUCAGAGACUCACAUAUGAGGAUUUCAACACAAUUAUCAUCCAAAUCGAAGCUUGCCUGAAUUCAAGGCCUUUGUGUCCACUGAGUAAUGACCCAGAUGAUUAUGAAGCUCUAACUCCAAGUCAUUUUUUGAUAGGACAAGCUCUCAUGACCACCCCCCACCCAGACGUUAAGCACAUAAAAAUGAACCGUCUGUCAAGCUUCCAAUUCAUGCAACGUAUGCUUCAAGAUUUUUGGGAUAGCUGGUCGCAUGAAUAUCUGACGCGCCUGCAACAGCGACCAAAAUGGAAGAAGCCACAAACAAACAUGACGGUCGGACAAUUGGUGCUCAUUAAAGAAGACAAUCUACCACCGUCCCAAUGGGUCUUAGGACGGAUCAGUCAAACCUUCCCAGGCAAGGAUGGGCUGGUUCGAGCAGUUGAGGUCAAGUGCAAGAAUACAGUGGUCAGCCGGCCAAUUCAUAAAUUGUGUCCAUUACCAGUAGAGAAUGAAAUGGAUAAAAAUGAGCGUUUGAUCUGCGACCAAUCGCUCAUCCCCCGGGAGGAUGUUGAAGCCGCUCAAUAA